Messenger RNA from Electrophorus electricus (electric eel), 4480 nucleotides. The record is from RefSeq and is a predicted model, not a curated record. NCBI's taxonomy places the organism in Eukaryota, Metazoa, Chordata, Actinopteri, Gymnotiformes, Gymnotidae.
GGAAGUUUCAGAGCUGUAGAACGCGUAAGCACAGGAUCGUUUGGUUGCUGUUUAUGUCUAACUUGGCUGGAAUUACUUUAGUUUUACGCAGGUUCUUGUUUUUUCAAAACCCUGUAAGGGAUAGGUUCCCUGUUGUUUAAUUAAAAGAAAACAUUUUAAUGACUUUCUUUUUCUAAGAUGACAUAAUUUUAGACCGCCUAGACGGCAAAGGGAUGCGUUAAUGCAUCACUGAGAUCCUUAGGUACUGGAGUGGGUGAUUAUACCGCCAUUUGUCGCGGGUUUUUUUUGUUUGUUUGUUUUUGUUAGUUCUUGUUAGUUCAUUUCUUUUCCUGCGUGGAAAUACCAUGGCUGUGGAAGAGUGAGUCUUUGAGGAUAUCCGGCUGCUAGCAGCUCCUCGACUUUAGAGCCAUGACCCAGGGAAGCCUAGCUGUCACAGAGAGCUCUGCGCCCGGUGGAUUCUGCGCGUGCUGUGGGGCUAAAAUCAUGCCGUACUUCUCGGACGACGCAGUCGUGUCCCAGAACCAGAUCGAUAGGCUUAUCAGUGAGAAUUUCCUCACAGUUAAAGGUGCUGCCCUCUUUUUACCCCGUGGAAAUGGCUCCUCCCCCUCUACAGUGCCCCGCAUCACACAUCGGUGGAACAAGCACACAGGUGACCUCCAGCAACACCUGCAGACCAUGUUCACCCUGCUGCGGCCAGAGGACAGCAUCCGCUUGGCUGUCCGUCUAGAGAGUGCCUAUCCUCAAUACACACGGUAUAUGGUUGUUGUGUCCACCAGUGGGAGGCAGGACACAGAGGAGAGUGUGGUUCUUGGCUUGGACUUCACUAGCCCAGACCGGCCAUGCACUGUGGGGCUGGUCUUGCCUCUGUGGAGUGACACUCUGAUUCACUUGGAUGGAGAUGGGGGCUUUAGUGUAUCCACUGCCAACAGAGUCCACAUUUUCAAACCUGUCUCUGUACAGGCCAUGUGGUCAGCCCUGCAGUCUUUGCACAAGGCUUGUGAGGUAGCGCGGGGUCAUAACUACUACCCAGGCAGUCUGUUUCUCACGUGGGUCAGCUACUACCAGAGCCGCAUCUCCUCCGAACAGCACUGCAUCAAUGAGUGGAACGCCAUGCAGGAUGUGCAGUCACAUCGGGCCGACUCACCUGUGCUCUUCACCGAUGUGCCAACGGAGAGAGAGCGCACAGAGCGACUGAUCAAGACUCGGUUGAGAGAGAUCAUGAUGCAGAAAGACCUGGAGAACGUCACCUCCAAAGAGGUAAGAGCCUGCCAAUCCGCACGGGAACUAGAAAUGCAGAUGGUAUGUAACCUGCGGGAGUUCAAAGAGUUCAUCGACAAUGAGAUGAUUGUCAUCCUGGGCCAGAUGGACAGCCCCACGGAGAUCUUUGACCAUGUCUUCCUGGGUUCAGAGUGGAAUGCGUCUAACCUGGAAGAGCUCCAGAACAGCGGUGUGCGCUACAUCCUCAAUGUGACGCGCGAGAUCGAUAAACUUUUUCCCUGGACUUUUCGAGUACCAAACAACAUCCGCGUGUAUGACGAAGAGGCCACCAACCUGCUAGAGAACUGGAAUGACACCUACAAGUUUAUUUCCAAAGCCAAGAAAGCAGGGGCCAAGUGCCUGGUGCACUGUAAGAUGGGCGUGAGCCGCUCAGCCUCCACCGUGAUCGCAUACGCCAUGAAGGAGUAUGGCUGGGACCUGGGGCGCGCCUUUGAGCACGUCAAAGAGCGCCGCACCGUCACCAAGCCCAACCCCUCCUUCAUGAAGCAGCUGGAGGAGUAUCAGGGUAUCCUGCUGGCCAGCAAGCAGAGGCACAACAAGCUGUGGCGAUCGCACUCGGACAGUGACCUGUCUGAGCGGCAGGAGCCUCUGUGCAAAACCACGCGCACCCUGGGCCGCUCAGACCCCCAUAACAACCACCUCAAAAACGGUGACUGUCCGUCUAUCCAGAACAUGCUCGCUGCUGUCACCCACCAGUCUCUCAACGACCCGCAGCCCAGCACAGAGGAUGUGCCAGACGUGCCACCUGCACACCGCUGCACCACCCCCAAUAGGCCCAGUGCAGAGGGAAGGCUUGCCUCUGAGCAAGUGUGCGAGGACCCCUCACUGCCGCCCCUGCCUCGGCCACGGGCAGCCACUGUGGUGCCUGAGCAGAACAUGGCGGAGAGCUGCAGUUUGAAAGCUGCCGUGACUGUGCCCAUCACCCGCCUUCACCCUCUGGCUUCACUCUACAUGCCACCUCCCUCUCCCUCCCCCUCUAACCACACACUGACCUCCCCACUGCCUCCGGAACAUGUAAGGGAGGGGCCCUCCUCGGACCCCUGCACUGAGUCGUGCCACGCUGUGCCUGAGCCAAUGCCGGACUCUGUUGAGCUGUCCCUGAUCAUGCCUGAUCAAACCUCCAGCUCCUCCAUGUCUCAGAGUUUGGCCCUGUGUCUGGACACUGUGAGUGCAAUCAGUGAAACAAGAGGUGGUUCAACAUCUCCAGGAACACCUAUUGCCACAAGUCCCUUAGGAGCCUCCCCAGCGCUUGGUCAUCCCUCUGAAAGUGACCUAGAAAGCUGCCAUAACAAGAAACAUACUCAGACGGCAGCUAGCUCAGCGAACCCCAGCUCUGCCGGCCUCAGCACAGACAGCAUAGACUUCUUCAGUGCCAGAGAAAGGUUCCUGGAGCUGACUCAGGACGGCCAGGGCCACUCGCCUGCAGAACACUCAAUACACUCCCCAAGCACCAGCCUGUGCCCAGAAGAGGCUGACAGGGUAGUGGCUGAGGAGUAUUCCUCUCAUUUGGAGAGCUCCUGUGAAAAUGUAGCUCCCACCACUGCAGUGCCCCACCCAUCUCAUCAUGACAAUGGUGUGUCCGUGCGUCACAUGGUGACUGAACUGGAGUGCAUUUCUGAUGCCACUCCCCCUUGUCCUCAACCGCCGGCCCAGAGCCCUCAGCACCGCCCCUCACUCCAGGAAUUGGAACAGGGGGAGGAGGAAGAGGAGAGGCCCUUGCUCCCUCCCUCCCCCUCACCUCCCUGUGAGUGGCUUCCUGGCUCAGUGCGUCGGGCCACUGAGCAGCUGGAGCUCAGACUGCGGCAGGAGCAGGAGGGCCUCUCUUCUCGCUCCCCACUCGCCUCGCCCUGUCUGGACAUCCCUGAGCUACUUCCAGCCUCCACUCCUCCGGGGGCCGCCAUGAACUCUCCAUGCACCGAUCCCAUCCAGAUCACGGAGGGGCGUGGGGAAGACGCCCGGCUGCUCGACGACGACGACUCUGGCAUAAUCCCCGACCCGUCCUUCUGUGUAUGCCCUGAGGGCAGCGCGUCAGCGCCCACAGCCAACCUCAGCCUGGAGCCCAGCUCUGCCUCCUCCUCCCUGCUGUGGCUGGAGGGCGUCACCGAGCUGGAGAGUGACACUGAUGACCUGGCGAGGCUGCCUGGGCAUGUCGCCCGCAGUAACGAGGACCUACAGAAGAUCCAGGAGACGCUGCGUGAGCUGCAGGCCUUCCUGUGUGAGGCAGGCAGGGUGGCAGCCCAUGUCAAUGGUGGCUGGGACAGGGCAGAGCCGGAGGCACCUGUCGAACUCCAAGCCCCAGCUAUGUGGCAGCGGGCCAUGGAGAUUGAGGCACGAAUCAGGCAGGCUGGCCUCACCCCGCCUUCCUUUAUGAAGCGCUCAGCCUCACUGGCCAAAUUGGACCAGCUAGAGCUGUCGAUGCAUGACCUAAACAACUGGGAUUUCCACCCUGCAUCCAGGGGCCUUGUGCAACCCUCCCACACCCCUUCACUCCCACACUGCACUGAUGAUGCCCACAAGAAGCAGCGUGUUCUACCUCAGAGCUCCUCUAGCUCUCCGCCUGCCAUGCAUCUGCCGGAAACAAACAGGACUGAAGGCUCCGCCCACACCUCAUUUUCAUGUCUACAGCAUAGGCAGGCAGGUGGGGCAGGGACGCCCGAACACAUCUCUGCUUUGCCCACCGUCUCAACCUGUACACGGCAGCUGCAUUCGAAGUCACACCCUGUGCGCCGGCCACGCAAAGCAGCAGACAAGAAAAAGACUGUCACUGUUCUGUAUAAUACAAUGUGACCCUUACUGAACUGUCAAGGGAGGGGUGUGCCACAGUGCCAGAUUUCGGCCUGUUAAUGUCUCGAUCUGUGAGGUCCAUACCCAAGUUGAAACUGUGAGUGUAUGCUACUGUAUUUGUGUGUGAUAGUAUGAGUGUAUGCAAGUAUGUGCCCUUUUCAAAGGCUUUCAAACAUCAAAGGAAAAGGGAACUGAUUCUCAAAACAUGCACUUUACUUACCUUUUUUUCAUUUUUAAUAUUAUUUUUUUGUUUUAUUUUAGUUUUUGUUUGUGAAUAAUUUUUGCACUGAUUUGAGAGGUUUCUGUAUGUCUGUAAGUAGCAGUGUGCUGGCCUGUGUUUUUCUGGAGAAUCAGAAAAACUUUGUUUUUGUUUUUUUUAUCCUGUUGCUAUUAAAUAAAUAAAAAUGCAUUCAUUUUA